Molecule: messenger RNA, 2729 nt
Organism: Pseudo-nitzschia multistriata
Lineage: Eukaryota; Bacillariophyta; Bacillariophyceae; Bacillariales; Bacillariaceae
Source: the annotation of a GenBank genome assembly
UAUGGCUAGAAAGAAUUAGUACAAGGGUAAGUUGAGCAAGGUUAGUACAGAAGUUGUGAGCCAUAGAAAAAGAAGUCUUUGGGUCUAACAAUUUUGUUUCCCUCCUGGUUGCAGGUAGAAGACAAAAAAUGGUUUGGCUACUAGGGCUACUUUUCUUAGGGGAAAUUAUUUCAUACUAGUAACACAAUGUGUUAUUUGUGUUGAAUCAAGAACACAGACAAAAUAAUACACCAGAGUUCAAGUAAUUUGUUAGAUGAUUUCAAGUGGAGAAGAUACUAUAAGUACAUUUUAGUGCAACAGAGGAAACAUUUGUACUCCUGUUCUUGUACAACAACUACAAGUUGUGGAAUAAUUUUGGGAAUAGAAAGACAACAGAAAAAUAAUUGGAUAAGAGUCUUUUUGACAAUGCUGAAGAAUUGUUGGGCAUGGCAGUACAAUUAGUUAACUUCUUAUGGCUGAUAUUAUUAGUUGAGAAACAACAAACAACAACUGGAGCUACUAGAAUAAUAUUAAAUGUGGUACUGCAGGUUUAUUGAAAAUUAGAGAGAGUUUUUGCACGUCAGGAAAAAAUUAGGAACUAAGAACAUAGGAAUCCAGAAGUGGUGUCAGAACAGAAUUUUAUAGAGAUAUCAAAUUAUUUGUCAUCAGGAUAAUGUUGCUGGAAGCAUCACAGGGGAAUAGGAUUAAUUUGUUUUGCUUUUUUAAGUGUUCUUCAGAAACUUGCUGGAAUGAUGGUUAACUACUAGUAUCUUCUUGUAAAUGCUGCUGAUGAAGAAAAAACAUACUAGUAAGAAGAACCUCUCUUAAAUUGAGCUUGAAAUUCAUGCUGAGAAAUGUGUGGUGCAAGAACAUGCUCCAGGGAAAAGUGCCCUGAGUUUCCUCAUGUUCAUGAAUCACAAAAUGCCCGCCAUUUUGUUUUGGUCCACGUAGGAAAAAGGAAACAACUCUAUAAUAUUGGUUAGUACUAGUAGUAGUAGUAGUAGUAGUAGUAGUAGUAGUAGUAGUAGUAGUAGUAGUAGUAGUAGUAGUAGUAGUAGUAGUAGUAGUACUAGUAGUAGUAGUAGUAGUAGUAGUAGUAGUAGUAGUAGUAGUAGUAGUAGUAGUACUAGUACUAGUACUAGUACUAGUAGUAGUAGUAGUACUAGUACUAGUAGUACUAGUAGUAGUGUGAUGCUCUUCUUUUACGAUUAUCAGACUAGUAGUAACUGACCUGCAGGAGCCAGCAUCAAGAGCCAAAUCCUAUUCACCACCUGCUUUACUAGUACUACUAGUAGUAGUACUAUUCUUACCAGUACUACUACGUUGAGAACAACAACAACAACAAGAAGAAGCAGCAGGAGGAGAUUAAAGGUUUCUGGCAGCACCACCAGGAGCCUCCUCCUCCUUCUUCUUGUUGUUGUUGUUCUUAGUACUAGUACUAGUAGUAGUAGUAGUAGUAGUUACGCACUUGACUUACUUCUUGUUGUUCUUGUUGUUGCUUGUAAACAGCAGUCAAGAGAAUUUAUGCUAAAUUUCAACUGUUACUACUACUACUAGUGGUAAGAAGAGGACAAAAAGAAAUGGCAAUAACAUGGAUUUUGAUUCAUUUGACUUUGCCUUUGCAGAAGCAAUAAUCAAGAAGAACCACUAAUAGUACUGGCUGGUGCUAGUAGAAAUUGAAAGAGAUGUCUUUCCCUCUAAAGGUGCCUUCGGUUUUCACAGUAGCACGUACCGUACUUUAGAAACGACAUAGUACUCUUGUGAGUAAAGCAGGAAAAUAUCGAAACAAAAACAUCAACCAAGUUCGUUUGCCGUCUCCCAUUUAUUCUAUCCGUGGAGACAAUUUUUGACAUGUUCCGAUGGAAUUACGGACACAAAAGAUCGAAUAGCGCACAAUAUUCACACAUCAAAUCUAUACAGCUUCAAAAACUGAUCAUACCUGCAGCGUCAACCAUCAAUUAUGCCUCAACCAGCUUCUGCCAUCGUAGAACCACGCCUUGCCUGCCGGUCGGACCGGAAGGAAGAUCCCAUCGAAUGCAGUUUGCACACGUUGCCGAAACCCCUGAUGAGAGAAUUCCAGCAUGUUUUCGGUGAUAAAUAUCUCAGAAACGACGACGGGGAUGAUGAGAUGAGGGGAAUCGGUGACGUUUCGUCGGCAUCGGCAUCGACAUCGACGUUGUCGGCCGAACUGUUGGCAAUCCCCACCAAUCAGCACGCUCGGCACGAUUUGGUAGCUAUUGGAGACCACAUUGAAGCCGAAAAGGAUCGGUUGUUGAAUUGCGUACGUAUUAUAUUGCAAUGUAUGUAACGUUGUGGACAUGCUCAUGGAAACAUUGGUGAUCUUUCCAACCAUUUACAAACAGCAUGCGUUUCAAUUGAAUUAAAUAACGUGCUUACGGAUUUUCUCUGUCGAUUUUUUAAACCAAGUUUUUGGAAUUUGGAGAAGAAGUGUGCUCCAAGAUUCAGCAAGCAGGCUACUGGGCUGACUAUAUCGAUCCAUGCUCCGGCCUUCCCAUGCUGACAAAAAAUUGCAACAAGGUGUAUUCUGAGGUGGAUGGGAUGGAGUGCUUGUUGAAUUACAGGGCAUACAAUGCUGGCUUUUGCAAGGUGCUGACGCAUCCAAGGUGGGGAAGUGCAGUAUACCCGGCAACUAUCUUUUGCUACGCUCCGAGGGAUGUUGUCGCUCAGAUACUUAAUGCACAUUAUAUACAAUAAGAAUGAUUCAAGAAUUGAACCACAUCAGCAUUUUU